Micropterus dolomieu (smallmouth bass) is the source of this 1237-nucleotide messenger RNA. RefSeq names its product basement membrane-specific heparan sulfate proteoglycan core protein-like. The record is from RefSeq and is a predicted model, not a curated record. The transcript is spliced from 6 exons. The annotation marks the transcript as partial. NCBI's taxonomy places the organism in Eukaryota, Metazoa, Chordata, Actinopteri, Centrarchiformes, Centrarchidae.
AUGAUAAAGGCUAUGAGUGAUGUUGGUCUCCAUAGCCUGCCAUGUGCCGCUCACACCAUCCAGCUGGUUGUCAACGAGGGCCUUUUAGCUCAGCGAAGUGUUGCUGAUGCGGUGGCAGUCGGACGUAGAAUAGUUGGACAUUUUCAACAUUCUGCCUUAGCCUACUCCCGCCUGGAAGACAUUCAGAUGCAGCUCAACAUGCCAAUAAGGGCAGAAGCAGGCUAUGUGAUCCCUGCGGUCACUGUGCUUCAGAAACUUUUGACCAAAGAAACAGACGAGGACCAUGGCAUCAAAACAAUGAAGGGAACCUUGUUUGCAGUCGUCAAGAGACGCUUCACGGACACGGAAAAAAACCCGCUCUACUGCAUUGGAACAGUAUCCGAGUGGGAAAGCUUAGUGAUACAGAGUCAGAAUGACUGGGGAGUGACUUACACUUCUACUGAGAUCUGUGCCUUCAAAGGAUCAACAGUGGAAAUAAACUGCACCUACACAUACCCAUCCAGAAUAAAUGGCAACGAUACUACAGUUGAGAAAACAUUCUGGUUUAAAGGUGAUAAAAUUGUGGAUCUGAAAACAAAGUCAGAGUAUUCAGGUCGUGUGGAGUAUAACUGUUAUAUGAACUACUGCACUCUGAGAUUCACAGACCUGAGAGAGAGCGACUCAGCUGAGUACAAGUUCAGGUUCAUAACAAACCAACCAGGUGGGACAUAUACUGGUUCACCUGGAGUCACUCUGUCUGUCACAGAUCUCCAGGUGCAGGUGAGCAGAUUACAGAUCUAUGAGUCUUAUAACUGGGCAGAGCUGAAGUGUCACAGCAGUUGUCUUCCACCUGGUCAUCCUUCCUACAUCUGGUACAAGAAUGGACAGAACAUUUCAGAAGGAACAUCUUAUUCAGCCUACUUUUAUCCUGCAGACAGUUUUUCCUGUGCUGUACGAGGAUAUGAGAAGUCCCGCUCUCCUUCAGUGUAUGCUCCAAAGCUUCCCUCUGUGUCAGUGAGUCCCUCUGCUGAGAUAGUGGAGGGCAGUUCAGUGACUCUGACCUGCAGCAGUGAUGCUAACCCAGCAGCUAAUUAUACCUGGUAUAAAUAUCAUGGAAAUCCAAACCUUCAUCUUCCCAGUAAAGAACCACAGCUUAUCUUGAGCUCCAUCUUGCCCUCUGACUCUGGAGAGUAUUACUGUGCAGUAGAGAAUGAUCUGGGAAUGAGGACAUCUGGAUUAGUCCAUGUUAAUGUAAAAU